Eptesicus fuscus (big brown bat) is the source of this 5752-nucleotide messenger RNA. It is a transcript of the gene ERCC6L2, whose product is annotated as ERCC excision repair 6 like 2. The transcript has 19 exons. Lineage: Eukaryota; Metazoa; Chordata; Mammalia; Chiroptera; Vespertilionidae. Gene Ontology annotation, molecular function: ATP-dependent chromatin remodeler activity; ATP binding. The record is from RefSeq and is a predicted model, not a curated record. Bases 295 to 4926 code for a protein of 1543 amino acids.
GGGGGUCGACAAGCAUGUCGGCUGUCCUCUCUCGGCGGCGGAGCCUCAGACGACGAGGUGAGCGCCGCCCCGUCAGCCUCCACAGCGCUCUUCGGCUCUGCCACUGCCUCGGACGCCACCACCCCUUCUCCCUGGACCGCAUCAGGCUGCACUUUUGCUCCUUCUCGCCCGGUGGCGUCAGGGUGUAGGGGGGGCGAUGCACAGAGGGCGGCGGGAGGUGGUGUUGGCCGCGGUCUGCGGGCUCGCCUCCUCCCCGCCGUCCUCGGAGGCUGCCAGGCCCCUCCCCCGGGCCAGAUGGAUCCCUCCGCCCCGAAGCCCCGCGUGGAAACCGCCGGCAAAGACAUAUGGCACCCAGGAGAAAGAUGUCUUGUCCCUUCUCCAGAUAAUGAAAAGCUUUGUGAAGCAAGUAUAAAAUCUAUCAUAGUGGAUGAAAAUGGGAAGUCAUUUGCAAUCAUCUUAUAUUCAGAUUUUCAAGAAAGGAAAGUACCUCUUAAAAGACUUCAAGAAGUAAAAUCUGUUAAAGAUUGCUCCAGGAAUUUCAUAUUUGAUGAUGAAGAUUUAGAAAAACCUUAUUUCCCAGAUCGAAAAUUUCCAUCAUCUGCUGUUGCUUUCCAGUUAUCUGAAGAUGGAGAUUCUAUUCCUUACACUAUUAAUAGGUAUUUGAGAGACUAUCAAAGGGAAGGAGCCCAGUUUCUUUAUGGACACUUCAUCCAAGGAAGAGGGUGUAUUCUUGGUGAUGAUAUGGGACUUGGAAAAACAGUACAGGUUAUUUCAUUUUUGGCUGCCAUUUUGCAUAAAAAGGGAACUCGUGAGGAUAUUGAAAAUAAUAUGCCAGAGUUUUUACUAAGAAGUCUGAAAAAGGAACCCCCUUCUUCUAUAGCAAAAAAGAUGUUCUUAAUAGUUGCUCCUCUUUCUGUUCUCUACAACUGGAGGGAUGAAUUGGACACCUGGGGAUAUUUCAGAGUCACUAUUUUACAUGGUAACAAAAAGGACAAUGAACUGAUUCGUGUAAAGCAGAGGAAGUGUGAAAUUGCUCUAACAACUUAUGAAACACUGCGCUUAUGUCUGGAUGAGCUUAACAGCUUGGAAUGGUCAGCUAUUAUUGUGGAUGAAGCUCAUAGAAUCAAGAAUCCAAAGGCUAGAGUAACAGAAGUUAUGAAAGCUUUAAAGUGUAAUGUUCGCAUUGGCCUCACUGGAACCAUUCUUCAGAACAACAUGAAAGAACUGUGGUGUGUUAUGGACUGGGCUGUGCCAGGACUUUUAGGUAGCAGGAUCCACUUCAAGAAGCAGUUUUCUGACCCAGUAGAACAUGGUCAGAGACACACAGCAACAAAAAGAGAACUAGCUACUGGCCGAAAGGCCAUGCAGCGGCUUGCAAAAAAGAUGUCUGGAUGGUUUCUUAGGCGUACCAAGACUCUAAUCAAGGAUCAGUUGCCUAAGAAGGAAGACCGGAUGGUGUAUUGUUCUCUGACAGAUUUUCAGAAAGCUGUCUAUCAGACAGUAUUAGAAACAGAAGAUGUGACUUUGAUACUUCGAUCUUCUGAGCCAUGUACCUGCAGCAGUGGUCGAAAAAGGAGAAAUUGUUGUUAUAAGACCAAUUCUCAUGGUGAAACAGUGAAAACCUUGUAUUUCAGCUACCUUGCAGUCCUUCAGAAGGUAGCUAACCACGUCUCGCUACUGCAGGCUGCUAGCACCUCCAAACAGCAGGAAACACUCAUCAAAAGGAUAUGUGAUCAGGUAUUUUCCAGAUUCCCAGAUUUUGUGCAGAAAAGCAAAGAUGCAGCCUUUGAAACACUUUCUGACCCAAAAUACAGUGGGAAAAUGAAGGUCCUUCAGCAGCUUUUAAAUCACUGCAGGAAAAACAAAGAUAAAGUUCUUCUUUUCUCCUUCUCCACCAAGUUGCUCGAUGUGCUGCAGCAAUACUGUAUGGCAUCUGGGCUUGAUUACCGACGACUCGAUGGCAGUACAAAAUCAGAGGAAAGAAUCAAGAUCGUGAAAGAGUUCAACAGUACUCAAGAUGUUAACAUUUGCCUUGUCUCCACAAUGGCUGGUGGACUAGGCCUCAAUUUUGUUGGUGCCAAUGUUGUUGUAUUAUUUGAUCCAACAUGGAAUCCAGCCAAUGAUCUUCAGGCCAUUGACAGAGCAUAUAGGAUUGGGCAAUGCAGAGAUGUCAAAGUGUUUAGGCUGAUAUCCUUGGGAACUGUGGAGGAGAUCAUGUACUUACGGCAGGUGUACAAACAGCAACUUCAGUGUGUGGUGGUUGGAAGCGAAAAUGCCAAGCGAUAUUUUGAAGCAGUUCAAGGAUCAAAAGAGCAUCGAGGAGAGCUUUUUGGACUCUAUAAUCUCUUCAAACUGAGGCCUCAAGGGUCUUGUCUUACAAAGGAUAUCCUGGAGAGAGAAGGCCAAGUGGAAGCAGGGGUCAUGACAGCCACAACGUGGUUGAAAGAGGAACCUCAAGAACAACAAGAACCACCUGGAGAGCCUGACUGUCAAGAACCCAAAGGUGCAGAACCACCGGCAAAAGAUGCACAUGGUCUAUGCAGUGAUCUCAGUGACGAUGAAUUGGUGGACAACUCAAGAGUCAAAUCUGCCAGAGGCAAAGCAUCUGACUCAAGUAAAGCUUCCGGUCCUCCUGGACAGUUCACCUUACUCCAGUGUGGUUUCUCUCAAUUGCUCGAGACAAAAUGGAAAGCAGUUGAUGACAGUGAUGAAAAUACUGCAUCUGACAAUGAAAGUCCUGAUGAGCAGCCCCCAUGCCUUUCAGCAGAAGCCAAAGAUGUUGGUUGUCAGAAGAAUCAAGUCCCUCGUGGUACUUCAAAACAUCAGAAAUUAGCUAAUAUCCUAAAGCCAAGUGAAAAAUGUGUUUUUGAUAAAAGUAAAAAGAUUUUAGAACAGUCUGUUUCUUCUGAGUCUGAUAAGAAAAUUUUUAAAAAUACAGCUGAUGACCAUUGCAUUUUACAGAAUGACACAGAAUCGGAAAAUAGUGAUGUCAUCCUCCCCACACAAUAUACAACUCAGAAAUCCCGUAAGAGCAGUAUGAAGUCUAGGCCACCCGCGGAUAGAUCUGAAGAUUCUGAAACAGAAAACCCUAUAAAAAUAACAAAUGAUGGUGAUGAUAGAAAGACCGAUGUCAGAGGAAGUGGACUAAUUUCAAAACAAUUAAAUCCUAAGAGCAGGACCCUGAAGUCUAUUAUGAAAAGAAAAGGUAGUAGUGAUAUUAGUGAUGAGUCUGAUGACAUCGACAUUUCCUCCAAGUCAAGAGUAAGAAAACAAAGAGCUACUAGUUCUUUGAGGUUCAAGAGAAAAAAGGAAAAUAAAAGGGAACUUGACACUUUUUCUAAAACAAUGAAGAAAGCAAACCAACUGUAUGCAACAGAUGAAGAUUGUAAUUCUCAGGUUAUUGAUGAUUUUUCAUCCUCAGAUGAUGACUUUUUUGUUAGCCACAUCGAUUUCUCCAAACAGAAACAUAGACCAAAAACUAUUAAAGAUAAAAUUGGUUUCUCUUCCAAAUUGCCUCGGCAUAAGAAAAACAGCACUUUAGUACCAAGAAAACCAAUGAAAUUUUCAAAUGACAGCAUUGCCAAUCAAGAGCAGAUGUAUGAAUCAAUGGAUAAAUUUUUAGAUGGUGUUCAGGAAGUGGCUUAUAUCCACUCAAACCAGAAUGUGAUUGGAUCAAGCAAAGCUGAAAAUCACAUGAGCCGAUGGGCAGCACGUGAUGUAUUUGAAUUGAAGCAGUUUUCCCAGCUUCCUGCGAACAUAGCUGUUUGCACAUCUAAGACAUAUAGAGAUAAAACGAAGGCAGAUACAUCGACACACACUGAAGAAGUUCAACAAGCAAGUGAAGGAGGCGUUUCAUGUCCCCUUUACAUUGCACACCCUGUGAGCCAGAAGAAGAAGAAAGUCUACCGUACAGACCAGACCACCUUCCUACUGGGAGAAACACCAAAAGGGGUUCGCAGAAAACAAUUUGAAGAAAUGGCUUCUUAUUUUAAUUUGUCUUCUGUGAAGGAAUUUGCUCAACAUAUAACUAACGCCACAUCAGAAGAACGACAGAAAAUGCUAAGAGACUUUUAUGCUUCUCAGUAUCCAGAGGUCAAAGACUUCUUUGUGGAUUCUGCUGCAGGACUCGUUAAACCUGCCCACAAGUCAGGAAAGAGAGUCAGGAAUAAGUCUGAAAAGGGAGAGUCUUCUAUAAAAGAAAAGCUGCCAGACUCCAAAACUUUGUCAUUUAGAGAUUCUACCCAAAAAAAUUCUCAAAUUUGCAGCCCAAAAAGAUAUACGGGAAAAUCAGUUAAGCCUCAAAGUCAUGAUUUCUGUAGAGAAGAGCUGCUUUCUAACAAUGCAGAAACUCCGAAAUUACCUAUAAGCGCUGCCCAAGGGACUGACAGUGAAAAACACGGCCAAGUCUCCAAAGGCCCUACAGCGUCCUGUUCCCUGAACAGUACGUCUGAAGCAUGUGAGAGAAGGUUAGAAAAUACCAUAACAGACCAGCAGGACCUCACAAGAAUGGGCAUUUCAAGAAAUGAACCCUUUUUCGAAAUGGAAAACAAAAAGAUAAAAAAUCCAGUGUUAGAAAAGAUUUCUGUGGUAGGCUUACUGGGUGACACCUCUAUUCUUGAUGACCUCUUUAAAAGUCACGGGAACAGUCCCACAAGACUGCCAAGGAAAAGUCUUUCAGGGCCCAUGGCAAAAGCAAAACAGAGACCAAAAGAUUUCUGGGACAUCCUGAAUGAGCAGAAUGACGACAGUCUCAGCAAACUCACCGACUUGGCAGUGAUAGAGACUCUGUGUGAAAAAGUGCCCCUGGCUGCACCCUCCAGGACAGAGGAGCGAGAAACUUCGCUUUGGAAAUCAAACGAGAACUUUUUGUGGAAAAAAGUAAAUUCAAGUGAUACCGAUGAAAACACAACCAAAACGCAAGAAUAGUGUAUAAAUGUACAAACUGCUGCCAUCAAUGUUUGCAACACUCUUUCACCCUCAUUAUGUUAACUUGAACACACUUGUCAGCAUGUAUUUUUAUUAAACUCUUGCUCUAGGGUCAUUUUUUAAGUCAAAAAUAUUAUCAUGUAUUUUCUUUCCUUGAUAUCUUAUUUGAUCUUUUUAAAAUUAUGAUUUUAUUAAUGUGAUUUAUUAUAAAAUGUGAUUUUAUUUAUAGAAUAAAAUUAAUUUUAUUCCAUAAGCAAUAGAAACAAUUCUGUAUUUACCAGGAGAUCUGGGCAUCUCUCUUGCUUUGGAGAAGUCACGCGCCCUGCUUUCCAGCUGUUUCCCAAUGUGAAAGGUGGAAGGGUCGAAUUUGAUCAAGAUGGGCCUCCUUCUAGUUUAAGAAGCUUUGGUUUACUCUCCCAGAUCCCAUUAAACCAUAGGCCAGAUGACAUUCACCCCUGCCCAAAUCAAGUGUACAUUGAGGUGUUCUUACUAACAGUUGGAAAAUUAUUACGUCAACUGUUUUCCUUUACCCUCGGUAUCAUGUCUACUGUUGUUAAAUUACUGUAGGUGACAAUAAUUACUAGAAAUGAGUAUGUGGUAUUAUGUUAAAAUAGUAAGUUUAUAACUGCUCAAAAUCAAAGGGUUAAUGUAUAACUUUACCAUAUGAGAUAUGAUGCUGAAGUGGUAUGAUUAUUACCUUAGCCCCAGGAUGUCACUGUCUCAACUUUUCAUACAACUACUAGGAUCUAAUCACUGUAAAGCUUUGCAGAGUACUUUUGUAUUUCUUAAGUAUAAAGAAAUGAGUAAAUAUUUUAUUUGAAACUUA